CCCGCCCUGCCAGCGCGGGUCCCGGCGGCCUGCGCGCGCCCGGGAGUUUCAAGUUCCUCGGGUUUGCGGCAGUUUCGCAGAGGAAGCGGGUGGUGGGGUCUCCGCCUGCCGCAACUGGAGGGCGUAGCACACGGGUAGCGGAGAGGCGCCGAGAAGCAGCGAGGAUGCCCGGGAGAGGGAAGGCGUCGGUUUCUGGGCGGCGCCAAGUCUGUGAGGGGGCGCGGUCACGGCCGAGGCUGCCCUAGCGCGCCAGGGCGGCCACGUCCCGCUCCCCCCGGUGAGGAGGCCGCCGCGGUGUGUAGUCCUAAGGGUCUGUAGGCAUGUCCGAGGUGAAGAGCCGGAAGAAGCCGGGGCCCAAGGGAGCCCCAGCGGAGCCUGAGAAGCGGAGCGAGGGCGGAAAGAGCCCCGAGGCCCGGGGCGGCGGAGGCGGGGGCUGGGCGGACCCCCGGACGGCGCUGAGCCUGCUGUCGCUGGGGACGUGCCUGGGCCUGGCCUGGUUUGUAUUUCAGCAGUCAGAAAAGUUUGCAAAGGUGGAAAACCAAUACCAGUUACUGAAAAUAAAAACCAAUGAGUUCCAAGGUCUUCAAAGUAAAAUCACUUUAAUUUCAGAAAAGCUUGAGUCUACUGAAAGUAUCCUGCAGGAAGCUACAUCAUCCAUGUCUUUGAUGACCCAGUUUGAGCAGGAAGUAUCCAGCCUCCAAAGUAUCAUUCAAGACAUUCAAAAUAGUGAAGAGAUGCUCACUCAAAAGAUGCAAAACCUUAAUGAGAAAUUCCGGAAUAUUACAGAUUUCUGGAAGAGAAGCCUAGAAGAAAUGAAUGUUAAUACAGACAUUUUCAAAUCAGAAGCAAAACAUAUACAUUCUCAAGUUACUGUACAAAUUAAUUCAGCUGAGCAAGGAAUAAAAUUACUCACUGAGCGGCUAAAAGAUUUGGAAGAUAGCACACUAAGAAAUAUUAGAACAGUAAAAAGACAAGAAGAAGAAGAUCUCCUGCGAGUAGAGGAGCAGCUUGGAUCUGAUACAAAAACAGUUGAAAAGUUAGAAGAGGAACAGCAUGCUCUCUUUGCCAGAGACGAAGAUCUGACUAAUAAACUUUCCAAUUAUGAGCCCAAAGUUGAAGAAUGCAAGACACAUUUACCAACAAUUGAAAGUGCUAUUCACUCUGUUCUCAAAGUCUCUCAGGAUCUGAUAGGAACAGAAAAGAAAAUGGAAGACUUGACUAUGCAGAUGUUUAAUAUGGAAGAUGAUAUGCUGAGAGCAGUGUCUGAAAUAAUGGAGAUGCAGAAGAUCCUUGAAGGAAUUCAAUAUGAUAAUAGCAUAUUAAAGAUGCAAAAUGAACUGGAUGUUCUCAAAGGAAAAGUUCAUGAUUUUAUAGAAUAUUCAAGUAUAAGAGAAAAGGGAACUUUAGAAGAAUAUAAUCUAGAAAAUAAAGGAAUUGAUGGUGAUUUUUAAAUUCACUACAUUUACUCUGAUGAAUCAUAUUAUACAUAAAUUGAUUAGUUCCAUGGUUUUGAAUUACUUUGUUUUCAUAUGCCUCACUUUAUCCUACAUUAUUAGGAAAUAAAUGAGAUGUCCACACAAAUGGAUUACCCAUAUAAUCAAAGCUUUUUUUGUUUUUGUUUUUAUUUUUUUUUGAGACAAAGUCUCACUCUGUUGCCCGGGGCUAGAGUGCCAUG
Molecule: messenger RNA, 1675 nt
Organism: Microcebus murinus (gray mouse lemur)
Lineage: Eukaryota; Metazoa; Chordata; Mammalia; Primates; Cheirogaleidae
Gene: IKBIP
Product: IKBKB interacting protein
Source: RefSeq, a predicted model, not a curated record